AUGUCUUCUGGUUUAGUUUUGGAAAAUACGGCACGUAGAGAUACAUUAAUUGCUAUUGAAAAAAAGUACCAAAAAUUAUGGGCUGAGGAGCAUCAAUUUGAAAUUGACGCCCCAUCAAUUGAAGAUGAGCCUAUUACAAUGGACUGCGAAGAAUUGCAUCGCAAGUACCCCAAAUUCAUGUCGUCCAUGGCCUAUCCCUAUAUGAACGGUGUUCUGCAUGCGGGUCAUUGUUUUACUCUCUCUAAAGUUGAAUUUUCUAUUGGUUUUGAAAGAAUGAAUGGUAAAAGAGCUUUGUUUCCAUUGGGGUUCCACUGUACAGGUAUGCCAAUCCUAGCUUGUGCUGACAAACUAAAGAGAGAAGCAGAACUAUUUGGCAAAAACUUUGACAAUGUGCCACUAGAAGAAGAAGAAACUAAAGAAGAAACUCCGGCUGAGAAAGAACGUGAGGAUAUCACCAAAUUUAAAGCUAAGAAAUCUAAAGCUGUUGCUAAGAAGGGCCGUGGUAAAUACCAAUUCGAGAUUAUGUUACAGCUUGGUAUCCCUAGAGAAGAAGUCAUAAAGUUUGCCAAUGCUAAAUACUGGUUGACUUACUUCCCACCAUUAUGUGAAAGCGAUUGUACUUCACUUGGAGCUCGUAUUGACUGGAGACGUUCCUUUAUUACCACCGAUGCUAAUCCUUAUUAUGAUGCCUUUGUUAGAUGGCAAAUGAACAAGUUAAAGGCUACAGGUAAGAUCAAAUUUGGUGAGCGUUAUACUGUUUACUCUGAAAAAGAUGGACAACCUUGUAUGGACCAUGAUAGACAAACUGGUGAGGGUGUUACUCCACAGGAAUAUAUCGGUAUUAAAAUUGAAACUUUGGAGUUUGCGGCUGAUGCAGCAAAAAUUAUCGAUUCAAGCUCAGAAAUAGAUAAAUCUAAAAAGUUCUAUUUCAUUGCUGCUACUUUGAGACCCGAAACUAUGUAUGGCCAAACAUGUUGUUUUGUUUCCCCAACAAUUGAGUACGGCAUAUUUGAUGCAGGUGAUUGUUACUAUAUUGUUACCCAACGUGCAUUUAAGAACAUGUCAUACCAGAAGUUAACACCCGAGAGAGGUUUUUACAAGCCGAUAGUUUCUGUUCCAGGUAGGGCCUUCAUUGGUACUAGAAUUCAUGCUCCACAAUCCGUUUAUCCAGAAUUAAGAAUAUUGCCGAUGGAAACAGUCAUCGCCACCAAGGGUACUGGUGUGGUCACAUGCGUUCCAUCUAACUCUCCGGAUGAUUACAUUACCACCAAAGAUUUGUUGCAUAAAUCUGAAUAUUACGGCAUUAAGCCUGAAUGGAUUGACCAUGAAAUUAUCCCAAUUAUGCGCACUCAAAAGUAUGGUGAUUUAACUGCCAAAGCUAUUGUUGAAGAAAAGAAAAUACAGUCUCCAAAGGAUAAAAAUUUGUUAGCGGAGGCAAAGAAAAUUGCUUACAAAGAGGAUUAUUACACUGGUACUAUGAUAUAUGGUCCUUAUAAGGGUGAGAGGGUUGAACAAGCCAAAAAUAAGGUCAAGGCUGAUAUGAUUGCUGCAGGUGAGGCUUUCAUCUACAAUGAACCAGAAUCACAAGUUAUGUCGCGUUCUGGUGAUGACUGUAUUGUUUCCUUGGAAGACCAAUGGUACAUUGAUUACGGUGAAGAAAAUUGGAAGAAGCAAGCCAUUGAAUGUUUGGAAGGUAUGCAAUUAUUUGCUCCUGAGGUUAAAAACGCUUUCGAGGGUGUUUUAGAUUGGCUUAAAAAUUGGGCUGUCUCUCGUACAUAUGGUCUAGGUACUAGGUUGCCCUGGGAUGAAAAAUAUUUGGUUGAGUCUUUAUCAGAUUCCACUUCUUACCAACCUUUUUAUACCAUCGCACAUUUGUUAUUUAAGGAUUACUAUGGUAAUCAGAUCGGACCAUUGGGAAUUUCAGCUGAUCAAAUCACAGAUGAGGUAUUCGAUUACAUUUUUCAGCUUCGCGAUGAUGUUAAGGACACUGAUAUUCCAUUAACUGCUCUUCAAAAGUUAAGAAGAGAGUUUGAGUAUUUUUACCCAUUGGAUGUCUCUAUUUCCGGUAAGGAUUUGAUUCCAAACCAUUUGACAUUCUUUAUCUACACCCACGUUGCACUAUUCCCAAAAAAAUUCUGGCCAAAGGGUAUCAGAGCCAAUGGUCACCUGAUGUUAAACAACUCUAAAAUGUCCAAAUCCACUGGUAAUUUCAUGACUUUAGAGCAAAUUGUUAAAAAGUUUGGUGCUGAUGCAGCUCGUAUUACACUUGCCGAUGCUGGUGAUACUGUCGAAGACGCAAAUUUUGAUGAAUCUAACGGCAAUGCUGCUAUUUUGAGAUUAUUCAACCUUAAGGAGUGGGCAGAAGAAGUCACCAAAGAUUCAUCUAAAUUGAGAACUGGUGAGAUCACCGAAUUCUUUGAUAUCGCAUUUGAACACGAAAUGAACUCUUUGAUUGAAAAGACUUAUGAUCAAUACGCAUUGACUAAUUAUAAGAAUGCCUUGAAAUAUGGUCUUUUCGAUUUUCAAGCUGCUAGAGACUACUAUCGGGAAGCUAGUGUCUCAAUGCAUAGGGAGUUAAUCAUCCGUUAUAUUGAAACACAAGCUUUAUUACUCGCUCCAAUUGCACCUCAUUUCGCUGAGUAUAUCUACCGUGAAGUUUUAGGUAAACAAGGCUCUGUACAAAAUGCUAAAUUCCCACGUGCUUCUAAACCAAUAGAUAAGGGUACCUUAGCAGCUUUAGAUUACUUGAGAAAUUUACAAAGAAGCAUAAGAGAAAGUGAAGGUCAUGCUUUAAAAAAAAAGAAGGGUAAGUCUGCUGAAAUCGAUGCAUCCAAACCUGUCAAGUUGAUUUUACUAAUUUCUGAGUCAUUCCCAAAAUGGCAAUCACAAUGCGUUGAAGUUGUUCGUAAAUUAUUUGCCGAACACACUUUAAAUGACAAUAAAAAGAUUAGAGAGCACGUUGAACCUAAGGAAAUGAAGAGAGCUAUGCCAUUCAUUUCCUUGUUAAAACAGCGGUUAGCUAAUGAAAAUCCAGAGGAUGUUUUCCAAAGGGAAUUACAGUUCAACGAAAUCGACACUAUCAAAGCUGUUGCAAAAAAUGUUGAAAGAGCUGCACAAGUUUUGAAGGUUGCUAAAUUUAGCGCAAUAUCUUUCCCACAUGGCGCUAAAACUGGUAAGAAUAUCUUUACUGGUGAAGAAGUUGAAAUUCCAUCUGUCGCAAAAAUUGUUGAAGGCGCAGUUCCAGGCCAUCCGGGUAUAAUCUUCCAAAAUAUUUAG
Saccharomyces mikatae IFO 1815 is the source of this 3276-nucleotide messenger RNA. RefSeq names its product leucine--tRNA ligase CDC60 (gene CDC60). The record is from RefSeq and is a predicted model, not a curated record. Lineage: Eukaryota; Fungi; Ascomycota; Saccharomycetes; Saccharomycetales; Saccharomycetaceae. Gene Ontology annotation, molecular function: aminoacyl-tRNA deacylase activity; leucine-tRNA ligase activity; ATP binding. Gene Ontology annotation, biological process: leucyl-tRNA aminoacylation. The coding region runs from base 1 to 3276 and encodes 1091 amino acids. The transcript has a single exon.